GCCCACCGGAAACGGUCUCUGCAGUGCCAGCAGAAAAUGAAAAGGAGGCGGACUCGACAUCUCUUUUAUUGAGUUUAUUUCUCAUAUAGAUUAUCCUGCCUGUUUGUGUUUUGAAUGCCACAGUCGUGCGGAGACACCCGGUGGCAUGACUGGACUCUUGAGUGCGCGGUUUGAUGAAGUAGUGCGCCGCCUGAGCUGGAAACAUCGCGCCGGCCGAGAGUAGAGCUGUGUGGGUGAAGGCAGAGUGGUCCUGCCUCCUUCAAUGACCAACCUUCAGUGCUGGCGAUAAAAGCUUCGCUGGCGACACCGCGAACAUGGAAGGCUACCAUGAGUACCCUUAAUUAGCUAGGUUGCUGCCCAGCUCUUAGCCCGUAGGAUAACGGUUUCACUAUGGCCGACCGGCGGUGCUCCAUGCGCCUUUUAGUCGCCUGAUAUUAACCCGACAGGCCUGCUUUUUCCAUCUGGAAGUUUCUUGGCAGGGGAAAGCAGGCCAGCUAGCAUCGCUAGCGUUUGCCUUUUCCGUGCUGCAUCUUUGGGCUUUAACGGUGCAGAUUUGCCCAUGACCACACCGUUGACACUGCAGUCCAACAAUUCGGGGACUUUUUAAUUCCAAGAAGUAUUUUAUGGGAUUCAUAUCGGCGAAUGAGAGACGGGCCUAAGCCAAGAUGGUGAACUGGAGGCGGCUGCUGCGAAUGUCCAACCGAUCGUUUCUGGCCUUCAUAUUCUUCUUCUCCAUGUCCACCACUUGUCUCUACUUCAUUUAUGUGGCUCCUGGAAUAGCCAACACGUACUUCUUCAUGGUGCAGGCUCAGGGCAUCAUGUUGAGGGACAACGUGAGGACCAUCGGCCAGAUGAUCCGAUUGUACACCAACAAGAACAGUACACUCAACGGGACGGACUAUCCUGACGGCAGUAACUCCAGUGAAUACCUGGUGCAGCCAACCACGUACCUCCCUGAGAACUUCACCUACGCCCAGAACCUCCCCUGCCCACAGCGAUUACCUUCUAUGAAGGGCCUUAUGGAAGUGAACAUGACAGAGAUCCCUAUGGAGGAGAUAGAACUCCAGUUCUCCAAGUUCUUUGACAUGGAGUUUGGAGGCCAUUGGAAACCAAAGGACUGCAAACCUCGCUGGAAGGUGGCCAUCCUGAUUCCAUUUAGAAACCGGCAUGAACAUCUCCCCAUCCUCUUCCAACACCUCAUCCCCAUGCUGCAGAGACAGCGGCUGCAGUUUGCCUUCUACGUCAUCGAACAGAGCGGGAGCCAGCCCUUCAACAGAGCCAUGCUGUUUAACGUGGGCUUCCUGGAGGCCAUGAAGGACCUGGACUGGGACUGCCUGAUCUUCCACGAUGUUGACCACAUCCCCGAGAACGACCGAAACUACUACGGCUGUGGUCAGAUGCCACGCCACUUUGCUGCCAAGCUGGACAAAUACAUGUACAUUCUUCCAUAUAGCGAGUUCUUUGGCGGGGUGAGUGGACUCACUGUGGAGCAGUUUCGCAAGAUUAAUGGCUUUCCCAAUGCAUUCUGGGGCUGGGGAGGAGAGGAUGACGACUUGUGGAACAGGGUUCACUAUGCUGGUCUGAAUGUCACGCGACCGGACGGAGAGAUCGGCAAGUACAAGUCCAUUCCUCACCACCACAGAGGGGAGGUGCAGUUCCUUGGGAGGUAUAAACUGCUGAGGUAUUCCAAAGAGCGCCAACACCUGGACGGCCUCAACAACCUCCACUACAGCCCCCACAUCUCCCUCAGCAGCCUCUACAAGAACGUCACGGUGGAGCUGUCCCCCGAGCUCGCCCCCAUCAUAGACUACUGAACUGCCCCCAGCCCCUCCUCCACACCCCCCAGGCCACCCAGCUCCCCUCCGGCCUGGCCUCCCAGCGUUCAGCCGUUCAGAGGCGGAGAGGAGGGGGUGCACAGGCCGGGAGGGGGGACGAGGCGCACCAUGUAAUGCUGCCAAGAAAUCUUAGCCAGGAAAAAAAAAAGAGAAAAGAAAAUCCAAACCGAAAAAAUGAUGAAGAGGCAGUGGCAAGUCUCUCAAAGUGUGUGUGUGUGUGUGUGUGUGUGUGUGUGUGUGUGUGUGUGUGUGUGUGUGUGUGUGUGUGUGUGUGUGUGUGUGUGUGUGUGUGUGUGUGUGUGGCGUUGCAUGUCUUUUUGUCUGUGCCGGCUUAGCUACUACAGGUUGACAUAAUUGUGUGUAGGUUGGAGGGCGCAGCAGCAUCUCACUCUGAUGUUUACUGCAAAGCCUUAAUGUGGCAGAACCACAGCUGGCUCGGCUCGGCUCGCACUGCUUCACUUCUCAUGUAUCACUGUCACCUUACAAGCCAACAGACAAGCUUUUUCUACUAUCAUUUGUUUUCUACAUAUCAUUUUGUUGGGCCACAGUAUUCCUUUGAAAGAGGGAUCUGAGUGAGGGUGACAUUAAUGUUUGUGAUGUAAAAAAAAAAAAAAAAAAAUUAUUUUGAUACGUGGUAUUUAUUUCCUCUGAUGCAGGAUGUUGAAGAAGCACUCCUGUCUGUGUUCGCCGUUUGUUUUGCUGCACUGCUGCUGAAUCCGCAUGAACAUGUAUGUAAAUAUCAGCCUCUUAAAGCUCGAACACAGAACACAAAUAUAUGUAAAUAUGAGCCUUUAAAUGCUCGGGCAUAUUACAGUGAUAUUCCAGUGGGUUUGAAUUUUAUUUUGGCAGCUACCUUCGUAGGAUUUAAUAAGAGUGAGUGGUUUCUUCCUGACAGGAAGAUCUUCUAACGAUAAAGUAUGUUUGGCUUAAAAAAAACAAAAACAUGAGUAUCCAAAUGACAUGAUCUUUUGCAUGCCUUAAUUUAUUUUGUUUACCAGAUUUUGUUCUUUUCAAACCUAAAUUAUUUCGUCAGUUAGAGAUGUGUAUAUUCUUAAUUUUGCCUUUUGUUGUGCUUUGAGGUGCACUGUGUGAAAAGAGUGGAGCUGCUCCUCUGUACAGGGCUGUGUCCACGCAACAUGCUUUCAUGUGAGUGUAUAUUUUCUGUCUGAGAUGUGUUUUUAUUUUUUAGAUUUUUGUAUGGUUUUUAUUCUUAUGAUUGAGUGCUGGACCAUGUGACAAAGCUCUUCACUGUACUGUACCAUGCUGAGGCGUGGGGCUGUGUGUUGGACUGUGGCCAGAAUGAGAGAACCUUAGCUGAAGCUACUGCUGUUCUUGAAUGGCACACAAUGGCUGUGAAAAGUUCAACUUCUUUGAGCACUAUAAAGAUGGAGAGAAAUGUCUAGGCACAUCAUUUUUGACCACAUGUUCACUGUUGAAUAUGACCAUGAGUAUGUUUGGACCUUGUCCUCUGGCCAUUUCUGACCCGGAGCUUAAUUCCUGUCCUGUCACACGGUCUCGUCCCGUUACUUGCUUCACACUGUGCCAAGCUGUGGUCCUUGGUCUCCUGUAGAGGAAACGCACAGAAACCACAGCAGCUGUGUGCGGCUGUAAAUAUCUCUCGCUGUCAUGAGUCGUACUUUUUAACGUAGUACAAAUGUCACCACGACGGUCCAUUUGUUACCUGUUCUGGAGGCGGAGUUGGCCCUGUUGUCAUGGAGUUGAAGGACAGAUACCUGUGCCAAUGAAGAUCAUGUGAAGUGAUUGAAGGCUCUAGAUUAGCUACUAAAUGGUCCUCGUGGUAAGGACUGAAUUAAAAAUUGUAUUAAACCACAGAUGGAUGCCGCGAGUCAUUUCAAUGUCGAUUCAUUGAUUGACAGAAAGUGAAUCUGCAACUAUAAGUCAUUUUUAAGAAGUCCACCUUCUCAAAAUCGUGAAUAUCUUUUUUUUUUUUUUUUUUUUUUUUUUUUUUUUUAAUGACGAUUAAGUGAAUAUCUUUUGGGUUUAGACAAAACGGGCAAAUUAAAAUGUGAUGCUUGGUCAACGUGAUUGACCAAGCACCCUGGCGCGCCUCUGCGUCAAUAUGACAUGCUCCCACUAAGGGAGUAUUAGCCCCAUCUUGGACCUGUCAGAAGACACCGCAGUGUCGGCCUGUGUCUCCUGUCCCAACCAAUAGGCUAAUACAAAAGGUGACGCUGUGUGAAAGAAGACGUGUACGCGUGUUUCACUUCACCCAUGGCCUCGUCACCAAAGGGCUGAUUGCACCGCGUUUCCCACGGUGCUUCAGUGGUACUUUAAUGACUCGCGGUCCUGUCUGAAAGCCGGACACACCACACCACAGCUGAUGAGACGACAGAUGGAUGGAGGUUUUAGGUAGGAAAUGGCCAGAGCAAUGUUUCUCAUUUCUUUUCUACAGUUUUCGAGCAUUACAUGGCAGUCAGUACACCAGGUCUCUCCACAAAAACACUGCAAGGCCUUCUGGGAAAGUCUUAAUGCCACGGUGGAUAUAUCCUGACCUCACCUGCCCCACCUCUCUCCCAGAGGCCCUUGCAGCAGCGGUCGCCAUGUUUACAGUGUUGCCGCUACACACCCCUUUAACACCGGUAAGACGUGGCUCUGAGGCCGUGCCAUUUCCUGUCUGGAGAACAGUGUUGGUGUUACGCCUUUCUUCGCUCAGUACCACAUGAUGAGCCCUGUUUCCAGGUGAUUCGACUGUGGUGUGACUGUAGCAGGAAGAGGAGUAUUACUGAGCAACGGCUGCUCACUUCAUCUCAUUAUACUCAUGACUCUUGGUGCUCAGCAGCUUAGGGUCAGGUGCAGUGUUGAGCAGCUGAGGCCAAACAUGUCUCCAUCACAAAGUGUUGAAUUUCACAAAGUGACUCGCAGGUUUCUUUGACACCUUGUGCUUUAAUUCCCUCCCUCUGUCUAAUUCAGAGUGGAGUAAUUAAGAAGAGCGUUUCCCAGCAGGUAGCGGUGUUAGCAGAUGGUGUGACAAAGUAGUCAGCAUGUAGCACUUCACAUCAGGCUACAUUCCAUUACUCUGCUUAGUAUCUCAUUUGGUCCAGAUGACAAGUGCUGAACUGGGAAAUAAUCUCUGGGUCUCGGAUUGGUUGUUAAAUAGUUUGUGUUUGGUUCUUGGCUCUGAUGAGUGUUGGGUGUCGGGUCAGUGGGCCCCAGUGUGAGCCCAGGUGGACUCCACCUUUCCCUGCAACCCUGACUAUCUGAAAUCUGACAGCGUGCAGAUGCUGUGUUCCCCAUUGUAUUCCAUUCUGCAGUAUUUAUUUGUGCCUUGAGUUCUUUUUCACUUUACAUUCUAAAUGCAGAGAUUACAAAUCUUGUUUUCUUGAAUAGUCACUGUUCUGUCCCCUUCAUAUUGAUCGUAUUACGUCAAGUCUGAGUGUGAAAUAUGUUCAUGAUAAGAAUCCAUCAGAUCUGCUGGUGUUGAUGGCUUCCCUGACAUCAUGUGUAAUAAUCCUCUGUGGCUGCCGGUGGUUCCUGUUCAACAAAAGCUCUGCCGGUCUGCACGCAGCCUGAGCUGCAAGGGAAACCCAUACCAACCAAACCAACUGUCCUCCAAAAGAAACGAACACAAGCACAUAUCCUUCUAUCAUCAAGUUCAAGCACAACUUGCUGAAGCCAAUGGCACCCUGCCACUUCUUUUACAGCCUCCAAUCUGCAUGGCCUGGCCUACGAAUCCAUUUGCGGACAAAUUAAUGUAAUUCCAUCUAGUUUCCACGUGCAUGAGGACACGGCGGCUUUGCUUUUGUGAACAGCGCUGCAGGCACCAUGUUGCUGCCUGGACAUGUUUUACAUUACUUUCAUUAUGAUGACAUUGUAUGGAAAUGUUUUGUUGUAUUUCUUUGACUCUCAAAAGUGUUCAUAAUUAAGACCUGUCUGAUGAAUCGAUAUGUACCGGCCACCGAUGGAUCAGCUUAUAGUAUUGCUGGUAGAUAGAAAUGCCUGAGUAUACAGUAUAUGCUUCAAAUCAUUCAGAAACAGUAUUCCUGUUGCAUAAUUUGUCCACCAGAUGGCGGUGACAAGUUUAUUAAUGGACUGCAAAAUGUCCUGCUCAAUAUAUCUGGUCCCAAUUCUUUAAGAAUCUCUAUACAAAAUAUUUAUCACGAGGUGUGCACACUGGAAUUUAUGUGGCCUCCAUCUGCGAAUGGAAUUUCCAUUUACAACAUAAAGAUGAGAGUAGAGCUGAUAAUCGUCGGAUAUCGAUAUAUUGCAGAUGGUCCGGCUGUAUAUGGCAGCCACCAAGAACUGGGCUCAGACAAAAUGCCAAAGAUAUUAUUAUAAACUUUGCACCACACGGUCCAUUAGUAGCUUUCUGUCUCGAGCUUUCAGCCAACGCGAGUCUUAAAGUAUUAAAAAUACUAAAAGUUAAAAAAUACUGUACAUUUUGCAAACGUCAUCUGCUGAGGAAGAUCAUGUCCUACAGUUGAAAGCUCCAGAACAAGCUACCAGCGGACCUUUUUGGUGAGAAUCCAAGAACAAGUUGCCCAAAAUGUUUGAAUUUCUUUAGACACAGUGUUGCCUUUACAUCGUUUGUGCUGACAAGUUAAUGUCUCACCAUGUGUUAUCAAGGUUUUAUAAUAAUCCAAUAUAGAUAUCAGUAUCUGCCUCACAUUCCAGUAUUAGUCAGGCUCUAACUAAGAGCUGAACCUUCAUACAACUGAAUUAACCCCAUCCGCGCCUGAAAGCCCAGAAAAUGUCCAGUAAGUUGACUUUGUGCUAAGAAUUUAGUUUUUGUCCAAGGUCAGUCAAAACAAACCAGCUGAUAUAUUAUUAUCAGAUUUGUGGCUCACAGUUCUUAAUAAGUUGGUGUUGUAAACACCUUAUUUUGGCCACUUAUUGUGUAUUUGCUGAACAAAAGCUGAACUCCCCACACACACACACACACACACACACACACACACACACACCACACAAGUCCUAUCAACCGCGAGCUGUAACGGAUGUUCUAUGAUACUAUGUCCUGAUCAUCUGAUCACCAAGUUCUGUGUUCCACAUGAGUCCAUGUUGAAGAAGCUGAGCCAAACCUGUGAACAUGUUGAUGUAGCACUCCUCCCCCCCCCCAGGUUUCUGCAGUCUCUGCUAACAGACAGUAUAAAACAGUUUGAGUCUGGUGUUGAAUUGUUACUUUGUAAAGUUUCUUUUCGUUGUCAACAGGAGACAAAAUAAACAUUUCAUUGCCAUAUUCUUGAAACUGA
Molecule: messenger RNA, 7045 nt
Organism: Sander lucioperca (pikeperch)
Lineage: Eukaryota; Metazoa; Chordata; Actinopteri; Perciformes; Percidae
Gene: b4galt6
Product: UDP-Gal:betaGlcNAc beta 1,4- galactosyltransferase, polypeptide 6
Exons: 10
Coding region: 666-1814 (382 amino acids)
Biological process (GO): glycosphingolipid biosynthetic process; carbohydrate metabolic process
Molecular function (GO): UDP-galactose:glucosylceramide beta-1,4-galactosyltransferase activity
Source: RefSeq, a predicted model, not a curated record